Molecule: messenger RNA, 755 nt
Organism: Rotaria sordida
Lineage: Eukaryota; Metazoa; Rotifera; Eurotatoria; Philodinida; Philodinidae
Source: the annotation of a GenBank genome assembly
AUCCAUAUAUAUCUCUUAUUAUGGUUUAUACAAGUAUAUUAAUAAGUAGUGUAAUUGCAAUAGAAGGUGUAUUUUAUACAUGUUUUAAUUUUGAUCAAUUUAGUCAACUUAAACGACCUUUAAUUAUUUCAUUUCUUUCUCUUCUUAUUGUCUCGAUAUCAAAUCUUGAUAAAAUAUUUGGACGAAGUUUAUUAAUUGAUCAAUCUGGUAAUUUUUAUUGUACAUAUAAAAAAUAUUCAUUUAAAUAUUGGUCAAUAAUUUUAUAUUAUAUUUAUAUAAUUAUUCCAUGUUUAAUUCAUAUGAUAUGUAUUAUAUGUGUUCUUUUAUUAUUAAUAAAAGAAAAUUGUUUUCAAAAAAUUACUACCCAUAAAAGUUGGCUUAUUCCAUCAUUAUUUAUUAUUUUUUGUAUGUUUUUAAAUGGUUUAUUUCUUAAUUUAUUUAAUUUUUGUUUAACAUAUCCAUCAAAUAAUAUAAAUCGUUUACAUAUUAUAUUUAUUUUUCUUCUUUAUACUCCACAAGUAUUUACAUACAUAAUUUAUGUUAUACCAAAUGAUUUUUAUAUUAAAGAAUUUUUUCAAAUGUGGUUUUAUAGAAAACUAUGUUGUUGUUUUUAUAAUAGACAACGACAUUUACAAAAAUUUGACGUUAUACAUAUGUUAUGGACAAGACGAACUUCAUUAGAAAAUAAUACAACAAUAUCAGGCCUUGAUAAUCCGUAUGUUGACAGUGAAUUUUAUAAUAGAAUUCAGAUGUAA